UAUUUUUUAAACCCUAAUACGCUUGCGCACGGUUUUAACAAUACUGAAAUCAAAUUAUCAGAAACUAAAACAAAAACUAGCAAAUUGCAAGAUAAGUGACAUCAAUCAAUAUGGAAAAAAUCGGUAAUUACAUAAAAGGAACUUGUACUGAAAUGUGCCCAUCUGAAGAAAUAAAAAUGCGUGAGAGAGAAAAAUUGUUACAUGUCUUAGAAAUGGUCCCUGGGACCGAAAAAACCAAACAUCCGAAGGCUAGUAAAGUGCACAUGGUUAAAAGUUUCAGUAGAUCAGCAGCAGGCAAGCAAAUUAAACCAGAAACUUUGAGACCACCUCAUAUUUUACUAAAAACAGUCAAGUAUCUUCUUUGCGACGUAAUACAUACAAAACGGCUGCCUUGGCAUUCAGUUUAUGAUUUCAUAACAGACAGAUUAAUGGCAGUACGACAGGAUUUGGUCGUUCAAAAUGUUUCUAAAGCUGAAAGCAUAACAAUACUUCAACCUAUAGUACGUUUCCACGCAUAUGCCGCUUACAGAUUAUGUGAGGAAAUCAUUGCAAACUUUGACGCCACUCUCAACAAUAAGCAUCUUCAAGAAUGUUUGAAAAAAUUACUGUACAUUUAUGACAGUUAUGAUUUUCUGGAUUUAGAGAUUAAGACCGUGUGUAAUGAUUAUUUCAUAGAAAACAGGCCUGAAUUUGAGGCACUUUACCUCAUAUUUAAUUUAGGAAAUGAUGAGGCACUAGCACGGUCAUUAACAAUCCCAAAAAAAUGUAAAACCAAAGUGGUAAAAGAUGCAAUUAAGCUGUCUUUCUGUUUCAAAUAUGGAAAUUUCGUGCGGGCAUGUCGGAUUAUUAAAAAUCUGCCAGCAUUAUUGGCUGCUGUUGCAUCUUUACAUUUGGGUGAAAUGCGGAGGAGAGCAUUUCAAAUAAUGUCCUCGGCUUAUCACAGUAAAAACCUCGUUUUUCCUAAUGAAGUUUUACAAGAGAUUUUAUUGUAUGGAAGUUUGGAUGAGUUGUUGCAAGAUUGCGAAUAUUAUCAUAUCAGAUGUGAUAAAGAAAAUGUAUAUUUCUUAAAACAAGCAUUUGAUAGUACAAAGGCCAAAGUUGGCACUAGACACGAAUAUUUUGUUAAAAACAAAAAAAUGGAAGACAACCUAGAUGUAAUAAUAUUGGGUUUAUAACAAUAAAAUUUUCUACAAAACGUA
Molecule: messenger RNA, 1199 nt
Organism: Tribolium madens (black flour beetle)
Lineage: Eukaryota; Metazoa; Arthropoda; Insecta; Coleoptera; Tenebrionidae
Product: SAC3 domain-containing protein 1
Exons: 5
Coding region: 111-1175 (354 amino acids)
Biological process (GO): spindle assembly; centrosome duplication
Cellular component (GO): spindle; centrosome; nucleus
Source: RefSeq, a predicted model, not a curated record